This is a messenger RNA of Elephantulus edwardii (Cape elephant shrew), 270 nucleotides long. Its product is annotated as barrier-to-autointegration factor-like. The record is from RefSeq and is a predicted model, not a curated record. The transcript has a single exon. Gene Ontology annotation, molecular function: DNA binding. The coding region runs from base 1 to 270 and encodes 89 amino acids. NCBI's taxonomy places the organism in Eukaryota, Metazoa, Chordata, Mammalia, Macroscelidea, Macroscelididae.
AUGACAACCUCCCAAAAGCACCGGGACUUCGUGGCGGAGCUCAUAGGGGAGAAGCCUGUGGGGAGCCUGGCCGGCAUCGGUGAAGUCCUGGGCAAGAAGCUGGAGGAGAGGGGCUUUGACAAGGCAUAUGUGGUCCUUGGGCAGUUUCUGGUGCUAAAGAAAGAUGAAGACCUCUUCCGGGAAUGGCUCAAGGACACAUGCGGUGCCAACGCCAAGCAGUCCCGGGACUGCUUCGGGUGCCUUCGCGAGUGGUGCGAUGCCUUCUUGUGA